GCCACCGUGGAGCUCGCGCCGCGAUCGAAGGUGCGUGCUUUGGGCGGCGCGGCCGCUGACUUUUUCACCGAUCACCUCGUGAUGACUCGGGCCAAGGGGAGGACAGGGCAGUGUGAGUUCGAAAUCCUCAUGGAGGACUUGCGCGCUGGCCGUUUGGAGGUUGCCACCGAACUUGUAGCGGCGUCCUUUGCUGUGUCUGGCGCGGCCGCUGCCUCUGGCGCAACGUGCGUCGAAAACGAGGUGCAUCUGCGUGGGGUGGGGCUGUGGUCACAUGCGACGCAUGCGCGCACAACGUUCUUGCGGUGGCUUUUCCGGGCAGAGGGCGUCCGACUGAGUUUCUCCGAGAGGGAUUGGCUCUUGCUUGCUGGCGUGGGCUCUGGCGCUGAGAAGGGGAUCGAGGCUGCCGGGUAUAUCGGAUACGAGGACGCCGUGCAGAUUUGCAAGCUUAUCUCUCAGGAUUUGUGGGCUGCCUCUGGCGCCGCGCAUGAGCUCGAUGAUCUCAUUUGCUUCCUCUGCCUUUCUCAGAACGACGCGGAG
Messenger RNA from Prorocentrum cordatum, 537 nucleotides. NCBI's taxonomy places the organism in Eukaryota, Dinophyceae, Prorocentrales, Prorocentraceae. The record is from the annotation of a GenBank genome assembly.